GCGCGUGAGGAGCAGCGGGAGAGAGUGGAGCGGAGGGGAAAUAGCAGAACCGACUGCCAGGGGGAAAACUGCGGGGUUCGUCCUUAGACCUGACGUCAGCACCACGGAGCUUUUAAUAUCAUCUCCCUUCACGGGACAGAGACAGCGCUCAUGGAGAUGACAGCCACACAGCUACAAUGCUGGAGACUUAUGGAGAGCAAAUUAUUUUGUUUUUAGUAAGGGACUAAUUCUGGACUCGAUGAAUUUACAACUCCUAAUCAGUGAUGAGUUGGCUCCUGGUGUGGAUUCUCAUAGCAGCCGGGAUGCAACAGGCCUACUCCCAGACCUCCACCACCGUGGCGACCCCAGCCGAGCUCCCCACCACUACCGAGCUCUACAACAGAACGCAGUACUGCCAUUGGCCGUGCCAGUGUCCCCACAGCACCCCCUCCUGUCCUCCUGGGGUCAGCCUGCUCAUGGACGGCUGUGAGUGCUGUAGGACCUGCGCCAGGCAGGUUGGAGAAGAGUGCAACGAGGCAGUCACCUGUGACUACCAUAAGGGACUGUACUGUGACUACAGCUCUGACAAGCCUAGGUACGAAAAAGGAGUGUGUGCAUAUAUGGUUGGCACUGGCUGUGAGCAUGAUGGUGUUAUCUACCGCAACGGCCAGAGCUUCAAGCCCAACUGCAAGUACCAGUGUGUUUGCGUAAAUGGCGCCAUCGGUUGCGUGGCGCUCUGCAACGACUCCCAGCCACCGCGGGUAUGGUGUCAGACGCCCCGCCGGGUCAAGAUCCCUGGGCGCUGCUGCGAGGAGUGGAUCUGUGACGAGGCCAGGAGGGGGCGCAAGACCAACCCACGACACGCCGUGGAAGCUCUCCCAGCUGAGACCAGGAGCUGGCAUAAGAACUGCAUUACCCAGACUACCUCCUGGAGCCCCUGCUCAAAGACAUGUGGCCGAGGACUGUCCUUGAGGAUCUCCAAUGCCAACGAGCGCUGCCAGAUGACCCAGGAAUCACGCCUCUGCAAUUUACGACCCUGCGAUGUGGACAUCACCAAGCACAUCAAGCCAGGGAAAAAGUGCCUGCACAUCUACAGGGAGGAGCCAGCCAACUUCACGCUCUCAGGCUGCAUCAGCAGGAAGGCCUACCAGCCCAAGUACUGUGGUGUAUGUGUGCCCUCAGACCAGCGUUGCUGCAUCCCCUACAAGUCUAAGACCAUCCAGGUGGAGUUUGAGUGUCCCAGCGGAGCUGUGUUUACAUGGCCGCUCAUGUGGAUCCAGGCCUGCUUCUGCAACCUCAGCUGCAGAAACCCCAAUGAUAUCUUUGCUGGGCUGGAGAGCUACUACGGUUACCCCGGGGUUGCGAACUGAGGGAUGUCAAUCCUGUUCGUUAGGGCUCUACUCACUAUUUUAUAUUUGGAGGGGCCUUUUUUGUGUUUUCAGUUGUAUGUGAUAUAUUGCAUUUUGUGCAAUAUUUUGCAAGUAUUUUUUGUACAAUGGGAUUUUUCUAGAGUUUUUUUCCUAAUGGAAAAUUGUUAAUUAAAAAUUAUUCUAAAUAUAAUUACAAACUGAAGGUUUGUAAAACAUGCCGUCUUCAAAUCAGAGUACCAUGCAGGUUGCUUUGACAAUACUAGCUCACCAGUAAAGUUUAUGAAUAAUUUUGGGAUUUAUUUAUGUAUAUCUGGAAUACUAAAUUACUGACAUUGACAAACUUUUUAUAAAAUCUUGUAGCUAACUGAUGUAGUAGUUUCAGAGCUAGUGAAAUGAAUUUACCUAGUAAGAGAUGGUGAGGUGUUAAGACCAAGCAGAUUUAAUAGCUAUACUCAAAAACAAUUGGGAAAUAAAGACAGAAGGGUCAGUUCCAAGUUAUUUAUUUUUUUCAAAUUUUUUAAUAAAUACAAACCGUUAUGCAAUUUCUUUAAUGCUUCUUUGUCUACAGCAUUAGUCAGUUGUGCAUCUUUACAAAGCUACGUUUGUAUUGGUCUUCAAAGCUGAUGUAGUGCAAGUACAAGAAGGAUUAGACAAGUACAAGGUGGUUAAAGCUUUAUGGCUAAUUAUCCUUCAAUAAAUGUGGAUGCAUUACUGUUACCCUCUCCAAACCACUGCUUCAAAGGAGCAUGAAGUCUGCAGCGUAGGAUUUGAUGGCACAUGUUUGUUCUGUUGUGCUUAAUUGCAUAAAAAUAAUCAUAGAAAUGUGUAUUAAAAAUUUGUUUUUGCCUGAUGCUGUGAUUGAUUAAUAAAGCAAUACAACUUAACAGCUGUUUCAUGCAAGUUUUUGCUUUUUUUAGCGAAAAGCCUAGCACAUGUUCUUAAGGAAUUUCUACAAUCAUUUUGAUUUGAGAGUUUGACAGGGAUAAGUAACAGAUGAACCAAGAACAAUUUUAAAUGAACUGAUCUUGAACAAAAAUAGA
This is a messenger RNA of Osmerus eperlanus (European smelt), 2389 nucleotides long. It is a transcript of the gene ccn4a, whose product is annotated as cellular communication network factor 4a. Gene Ontology annotation, molecular function: heparin binding; integrin binding. The transcript is spliced from 5 exons. The record is from RefSeq and is a predicted model, not a curated record. The coding region runs from base 264 to 1349 and encodes 361 amino acids. NCBI's taxonomy places the organism in Eukaryota, Metazoa, Chordata, Actinopteri, Osmeriformes, Osmeridae. Gene Ontology annotation, cellular component: extracellular region; extracellular matrix. Gene Ontology annotation, biological process: signal transduction; cell adhesion.